Rosa chinensis is the source of this 2455-nucleotide messenger RNA. RefSeq lists its product as uncharacterized. The transcript is spliced from 12 exons. Bases 838 to 2298 code for a protein of 486 amino acids. The record is from RefSeq and is a predicted model, not a curated record. Lineage: Eukaryota; Viridiplantae; Streptophyta; Magnoliopsida; Rosales; Rosaceae.
UCUCUCUCUCUCUCUCUCUCUCUCUCUCUCUCUCUCUCUCUCUCGCUCUCUCACUCAAAGCUGGUUCUUAGCAAUCCGGCCUCAGUUUCUAUCACGACUACAGAAUCAAGCAAGGUCUCUCUAUCACUGCCCUAAAUUGGUGAUUUCUGUUCGUCUCAGUCAGGAUACGUAUUGCACUUGGAACAUUUGCAAGACUAACAAGGAAGGUGUAGCAUUCUCUUGGGAGAAAAGCCAAUUACUUCCAAUAGUUGCACGAAGAGCACUCCCUAAGAAUGUUGUUGAAGCAUUGAUUGAGUUGGCUAAUUUCUUUAGGCAACUAUGCUCAAAAGUAAACAAACCAUCUGACUUGAAAGAUAUUCAAGAAAGAAUUGUUCUUACACUUUGCCAUCUUGAGAAGAUCUUUCCAAUGUCAUUCUUUGAUAUUAUGGAACACUUGCCUAUCCAUUUAGCUGAAGAAGCAUGCUUGCGGGUCCUGUACAAUUUCGGUGGAUGUAUCCAAUUGAGAGGUUUUUAUUUACAUUAAAAGAAUAUGUUCGUAAUCGUGCACAUCCCGAGGCAUCUAUUGCUAAAGGGUACUUGAUGGAAGAAUGCAUGACAUUUUGCUCGAGAUACUUGGAUGAAGUGGAAACAAAGUCUAAUAGGCCUGAUCGAAAUUAUGAUGGUGGUACUGAUUUUGGUCGUCCUAUGGGUAAAGGAGUUAAAAUAAGCCUUGAUGAUGUUUCUAGGGCACAAGCACAUAAUUAUGUUCUAAUGAAUACAGAUUCAGUGCUUCCCUUUCGAAAGUAAGUCAUUCUUGAUUUUACAUAGAGUAUUUAGUGUUUUUGAAUCAAUUCUAACAUGUCCUUCUAUUCAGCCAACAUCUUCAAAUACUUGCGGAUCAAUGGCCUAAUAGAAACAAUCAAUAUAUCCAGAAACUUCACAUUGAAACAUUUAGCAAAUGGUUUAAAGAAUAUGUUUCAUUGCAGAUUUAUGGCACCUAAGAGAACAAAAUGUAUGUCUAUGGAGGAGUUGAUUCCACCUUCUCCUGUGAGACCAAGAAAGGGUCAGUCGCAAUCACGAUCAACUAAACGUACGUCUGCUUCUGGUCAGUAUAAACGGCCUAGAUCUAAUACUACUGGAAAUCAACAAGAAGUUCAAUUGGAGACACCUACAGCUGCUCAAUCAGAGACAUCGCAGCAUCAUGUGUCUGAAACUAGUCAGGAGGAGCCUGUUACAACUCAAUUACAUGAUUCAGGUCAAAUUACUCAAAGAGCUAAGAAAGGUAGAGGUGCUGCUUGUGGUAUGCCUGAGUGGGGAACUGGAAAACUAAUUCAUAUUGAGUUUGAUGCUAACUGGAUGCUUAUUAUUGAAAAUGGGAAGGGAUUUAGUUCACAACUUGGAAUUUUGGCGCGAGAUGGAGAGAAGGUUCCUCUAACAUAUACUUCAUGGAAUGCCAUGCCAGAAGAUAUUUUGGAUGCCAUUUGGAAAGAUGUCAAGGAUAAUACGGAUGUUCCGGAUGAGUAUAAACAACAUUGCUUAAAGGUUGUUGGUAGUAGAUGGAGGGACUGGAAGUGCCGAGUCAAGACACAAUGGUAUGAUAAAUAUGAAACGGAUGAGCAGCGAUUAACAUUCAUUCCUAGUCAGGUUGUUGGAGAGCAAUGGAAGAUAUUAGUAAAGUAUUGGGGUCUUCCGCAAAUAAAGGAAAUGUGUGAGACAAAUAAAUCUAACCGUGCACAAGGAGGAGGUGUCCCUCAUAGGACCGGUCGAAAAUCUUUUGCUAGACUACGAAAAGAGAUGAUGGAGAAUGGAGAGAAAACAGAUCGUGUCAGCAUGUUUGUCAAAACAAGAGCAAUGAAAACAAAGGAUGAUGAUGGUCAACCAAUUGAAAUUCAUGAUGAUGAGGCUACUGCUGUUAUUAGUCAAUUCAAUGAAUAUUUGGAGGAGAGGCCAGAAGAUGAACAAGAUGAUACUUUUCGUGAAGAGGUAUUCACUAAAGUGAUGGGAGAAGAUGCACAUGGACGUGUUCGCAUGUAUGGAACAAGUGUAACUCCAUCUCAAGUGUUUGGUAAUUCCAAAGCUUAUGAGACUAAUGAGAAAAGGACAAUUGAGGAAAUGGAAAGAAAAUACGAGGAAAUGGAAAAGAACUAUCAGACAAAGCUAGAUGAUCUUAAAUUGAGCCAUGAAUCUCAAUUGGGAGACAUGAAAUUAAAGUACGAUGAUGUAUCGAAUCGUCUCAAUCUUUUGAUGGCUCAUGUUGGUAUCCAAGUAAACCCAAGUGGAAGUACAAGUGAACAGGUUGGAGAAAUAUCUAGGAGUUGAUGCUGGAAGUACAAGAUGUUAAUAAAUUUUACAAUUAGCAUGCUACUCUAAACUAGAUCAUUUUGUUUAGUAUUUUGACUACUACUGUAUUUGCAGCGACAUUUUAGUUUGCAUGACUCAAGGCAUUUGUUAUACAAUUAUUAUAUAGAUUACUCUU